AUCUGCCCAACGAGAUGGACACUUACCAAAUUUCGCUAGCUUUCAUCGGCCUCUGAAUUUUACCCAAUCCUUAAGUCAAAUAUCCAAUCAAGUUUACCGUAAAGCCUUGCCCAACAUGAGUAUCGACGUCGUGAUGCAGCUGCUCUACGGAACGUCGCUUCUGACUACAAUCAUGGUGGCUCCUUUGGCCACGCUUGACUUGGACGUGGACAAAAAAUACCAAAGCACCGCAAAAGACCGCUAUUUGGAAGUUAUGCUCUACGCGGCCGUUUCACUCGUGCUGACCGCCAUGGCGUUAAUGCACAGCCUGGUGACGUCGCCGCGUUGGCGGAAGCAGAAUUCAGCGAAGAUUUUCCUGGCUAUGCUUCCCUGGAUGCUAGUGUGCUGCAUUCAUUUUCUGAUGAACGUGAUGCUGCAGCUCAACGCGAUUUUCAACAUGGCGACAGAGACGCGCCAAAAGGCUUUGAUCUACGCCCUGGGCUUCUAUUGCCCCAUCUUUGGUUUGGCCCUGGAACAGAUGCUCCACUGGAACGUCGUUUUCCAUUUGAUGACCGACGGGAUAAUAACAAGCAUCUCUAACACCCAACAGCCGUUAGGGAAAUUCUAAGUUGGCAGACCGAUUUCACUAAUUUACAACCUAUAGCUCAAUUUGUAGUAACUUACGCGUUUAUGCUACAUAAGAUAGAUUCAUCUUUUGAGCAUUGAUUUACAAUAGGCACCCACACACUUCCACAUUUUGAUAAGAGGUUUGAGAUUAAAUGUAUGUGUAAAUGU
Messenger RNA from Drosophila melanogaster (fruit fly), 774 nucleotides. RefSeq lists its product as uncharacterized. The transcript has a single exon. Bases 116 to 607 code for a protein of 163 amino acids. The record is from RefSeq and is marked reviewed. NCBI's taxonomy places the organism in Eukaryota, Metazoa, Arthropoda, Insecta, Diptera, Drosophilidae.